GCAGAGUAAGGCCAAGAUAAUAAGAGAGAGAGAGAGAGAGAGAGCUCUUAGAGAAUAAGAUAGAGAUAUUCUCUUUAGUCAUCAUGUUUUUUGGUGUUUUCUUUUGAAAUCAAACAAAGGCAAACCAGAUCUCUGUAAGAAGAGUCCGAAGUUAAUUUGGACCGUCUUUUUUUUAGUGGGGUGUUUAGAUUCAAGCUUGAGUUGUGUUUUUCUUUUCUUUUGGCAGAGUUAGCUAAAGAGUGAAGUCAGUAUUUGAAUAAACUAAACAUUUAGCUGGUUGUGUUUGGAGAGACUCUUGCUUUCUUUUGUUUUUGUACGGUUUUUAUCCUUUUUCGGAAGCUGUUGCCUUGUUGGGUUUGGUUACUUGGUAGUUCAAUUUAAGUGGAAAUGAUGUCUGGUGAUGCUUUUUCACUACCCUCUUUCAUAGCAGGGUUUGCUCAAGACCAGAAUAAUGCAAACCCUAAGCCUAAUCCUAAUCCGGUGGCCAAAAGGAAGAGAAAUUUGCCAGGAACACCAGAUCCAGAUGCUGAGGUUAUUGCUUUAUCUCCUAAGACACUCAUGGCAACCAACCGGUUCAUAUGUGAAAUAUGUAAUAAAGGAUUUCAAAGAGACCAAAACUUACAACUUCAUCGAAGAGGUCACAAUCUUCCAUGGAAGCUCAAGCAAAGGACCAACAAAGAGGUACGAAAGAAGGUCUAUAUUUGCCCAGAAAAGACCUGCGUUCACCACGAUUCAUCUAGAGCUCUAGGAGACUUAACUGGCAUAAAGAAGCACUUUAGCAGAAAACAUGGGGAGAAGAAGUGGAAGUGUGAGAAAUGUUCAAAGAAAUAUGCUGUUCAAUCAGACUGGAAAGCUCACUCCAAGACUUGCGGGACUAGAGAGUAUAAAUGUGACUGUGGGACUUUAUUUUCCAGGAAAGAUAGUUUUAUCACACACAGAGCCUUUUGUGAUGCCUUAGCUGAUGAAAGUGCAAGGAUCACUUCAGUUCAAGACACAGAUCUAAAUUUCAGAAAUGACACAGUAAAUUUGCCCCAUGGAUUUUCCAACCGGCCAGGAGUUCCAGAUAUUGCAGGUAUUUCUCAAUUUAGUGCAGGUUUCAGACCUGAUUUCAGUGGCAUGAGCAGUCCAGGAAAUUCUCUUGGUGCUGAUCAACAAAAGACUGGACUUUCUCUGUGGAUAAAUCAGGCCAAUUCACACAUUACUCCCAAUUCAAAUCUUUACGUGCCUCCGAUUUCCACUGGUUUGCCUGAGAUGGUGCAAAUGGUAGCCAAUCUCUAUAGUUCAUCAUCCUCGGCCAAUCUUGGGAAUUUAACCUUAUCUGGACUGCCUCAUGAUCAGGAAGAAGGUAUUAACAAAGCCAAUAUGGUGGAUACGUCAGCUUCUUUGUAUUCUGAUAGAAUUCAAAACAAGCAAUUAAAGCUAGCUGCUGUACCCAUGUCUGCGACAGCACUUCUACAAAAGGCAGCCCAAAUGGGUUCUACAAGAAGCAAUCAACCUUUCUUUGGCAACAGUUAUGGAUUGAUGAGCUCUUCUUCUUCUUCUUCUCCUACAACAAACCCCAUCUCUCUCAACCAGAAUCCAAACGAGCUAUACCAUGUCUUUCAAAAUGUUAAGCAACCUGCAAGCGAGAGCCUAACAGCAACUUAUAGUGUAGCAAUGAGUGAUGCAGUGAUGGGUACAUCAAGCAAUCUUGAUCAACUCGUGAUGCAAACAAGUGGAAACCUGCAAAAUGACCCGACUCAGUUGAAGUUGCCAAGAGGUUCAAAUUCUACUGAGAGUGGCUUAACGAGAGAUUUUCUUGGUAUGAAUAGUGAAUCCGGUCGUCUAUUUUUGCCACAUGACCUAGCUAAGUUCGCUUCAAUAAGUUCAGCCAUGAGCUUGAACCAUUUCACUGCCAAUCAUUGAUGGUCUUGCACACUACAUUGCAUGCCUGUUUUAAAAUAGCACAAACUUGAGGCCAAAACACCCGAUCUAGGGACCGAGUUGGCUCGGUCGUCGAAGGUAAGGCAGCUCGUUAAUGGUAGUGAUAAAUGAGACUGGAAGUGGUGGCCCGGUUGAUGAAGCAUGUCAGAAAAUUAUUAAACAUUGAACAAACUCCAAGUCAUGCAUGUUCUCCUUGUUUUUUCUUGUUGUUUUUAUUUUCUUCUUGUUGUUUUA
Populus nigra (black poplar) is the source of this 2157-nucleotide messenger RNA. Its product is annotated as zinc finger protein JACKDAW-like. NCBI's taxonomy places the organism in Eukaryota, Viridiplantae, Streptophyta, Magnoliopsida, Malpighiales, Salicaceae. The coding region runs from base 388 to 1905 and encodes 505 amino acids. The transcript is spliced from 3 exons. Gene Ontology annotation, molecular function: DNA-binding transcription factor activity. Gene Ontology annotation, cellular component: nucleus. The record is from RefSeq and is a predicted model, not a curated record.